AUCUAUCAUUCCUUCCUUCUCCACACAACUGUAACUCAACAAUGGCGGCGAUUCUCUGAAGCUCAUAGUGCGUUUUGUGUAUUGUUAUUGUUGUUUAUUCUCUCUAGGUGUUCACGAAUCUGCGCGCUGGAAUCUGUUGAAUUUUGCGUUUAUGCCUUUUCUGUUUUCCACUCUGAAUUGUCGAGUGCGGUGAGGUGCGUCGAUUCGAGCUCGGAUUCUGGAGAAUCUGGAGCCGGAGUUUCGAUUUGCGGGUGGUGAUUUUGAAUCCGGGAAGGGAGACGGCGGCGGAUGGUCUGUGGGUUUUGGGAAGGAAGACGAGGUUUUGAGGGUUUAGGGUUUUGGGACGUGACGGUGGGGAGUCUUAGGAGCGCGGUGAUGAUGGAUAAGGAGGAGGAGCUGGCAUUGUUCAAUGAAAUGAGGAGGCGGGAGAAGGUGGGAGACGGUGAGCUUCUUCUGCUUGAGAAAUCAGAUGAGUUUGAUGCCCUUCUUGGCUCUAAGGAUGGAAGUUCUUCCAUUCUUAAUGGUGGUGGUAGGGCUUGCAUGCCUGCCCCAACGACGGUUGCUGAUGAUUUUCUAUAUUCCGAGAAUGACAAAAAUGACUAUGAAUGGCUCCUAACACCACCUGGCACUCCUCUUUUUCCUUCAUUAGAGAUGGAGUCCCAGAAGACAGUGAUGAGUCAGUUGGGAUCCUUGAAACCUCGUCCGACUGCUCUGAAAUCCGGACCUGCAAAUCCGCUUGAAGCCACAGUUAGAAGCAACUUGACAUCCAGAAAGCCGCAAUCCUCAUCUCCAGAGUUAACAACUUCAACACCCAGUAUUAGAAGACCCUCUUCAUCUAGUAGCUCGAGACCAUCAACACCUACUAACCGAUCCACACUGAACAAUCCAACUAAACCAGAAUUGAACACCACAAUGUCUAAAACAUCAACUUCAACAAGGCCAACCAGGUCUUCAACACCUACUCAUGGUCCAGUAGCCUCGUCUACUAAGACCACAGUUGCUCCAAGAUCUUCAACACCAACUAGGCAGCCCAUCCCUGGAUCAAAGCCCAUUUCCAGUUACAAGCCUACUCCUAGGGCAGCAACUCCUACCCGACGGCCAUCUUCUUCUUCCAUAGCCAUCAAGCCUUCUACUACACCAACUAAAAAUUCCAGCUCCCCAGAUGUGAAUCCAGUACCGACAAAGGCUUCAGAUAUCCGUAGGGUUUCUGCUGAUGCUCCACCAAACUUGAUGACAUCACUACCACAGGAUAGGCCACCUUCAGCUACUAGGGGUAGACCCCGGAUACCCGUUCCCCGCUUUUCAUCUAUUGAGCCUGUUGGGACUGGAAAGGUUAGAAGACAAUCGUGUUCUCCCGCAAGGGGACGCCUUCCCAAUAGAACAACAGUUCACGGGAGUGGAAGCUCAGUACCUAUUCUAGCUAUGAGCCGUUUACAUGCUAAGGCUAAUGACAAUGUAAGCCCAGUUGUGGUUGGAGCAAAAAUGGUUGAAAGAGUGGUCAAUAUGAGGAAACUUGCCCCGCCAAGACAAGACAAUGAAACAUCCCCAAAUAGUAAUUUAUCUUCAAAGUCUCCAUCCCUCGAGAGCUCGGGAUUUGGAAGAAAUUUAUCAAAGAAGUCUCUGGAUAUGGCCAUAAGACACAUGGAUAUAAGGCGAACCGUUCCAAGUAAUCUUAGACCAUUAGCAGCCAAAAUCCCCGCAUCGUCUGUGCACAGUGUGAGAACAAGGCCCACCGGUAGAGGCAUGACAGUGAGCAAAUCUGACUCACCCUCGCAUGCAACUAGCAACAACAAUGAUUGCUCUGAAGUGAGUGCCAAUGAAGUCGGCGAUGACAACAUAUGAUUUAUGUCAUGAGCAGCAACAUCAUAUGAUGUCAGACUUCUUGUGCUGAAAGAAUCAAUUAUAGGCGCGCCUCUGAUUCGUCAUUGUGUAUAAGGCGGAUGAGGUAACUGGAAGGAAGUCUUUGUAUUACACUCCGUAAGUAAUUACUGAGUAAUUAAUGAAUACAAAUCCCAGCUGUGGUGAAAACCCCAAUGCCCUUUUUUUGUGUAUGUGUAAUUAAUUUACUUAUAGAUG
Cuscuta campestris is the source of this 2076-nucleotide messenger RNA. The record is from the annotation of a GenBank genome assembly. NCBI's taxonomy places the organism in Eukaryota, Viridiplantae, Streptophyta, Magnoliopsida, Solanales, Convolvulaceae.